Electrophorus electricus (electric eel) is the source of this 1645-nucleotide messenger RNA. It is a transcript of the gene rpz2, whose product is annotated as rapunzel 2. Lineage: Eukaryota; Metazoa; Chordata; Actinopteri; Gymnotiformes; Gymnotidae. The record is from RefSeq and is a predicted model, not a curated record.
UGCACGACAGUUGGAACAGUUGCAUAACAGCCGCUGUUUUAGAUCCACGGCGCCAGAUGUUGGUUCGCCCGUGUGUUUCUUAAACAGUGGAUUAUUUUUUUUAUAUUUCACACAGUUAAAUCUGUAAAUGUAUAGUUUCACUUUACUUCACAACCCACAAUGCCAUUCGUUUCUUCUGGGAAAUUCGCAAUUCCUGUUAUACCCGACUCUUCUAUUUUGACCAGUUUGGCAAACGCCAGCAUUUCAAGUGUGCGCCGAAGGGCAACCAAUUGCGACCGAGAGUUACAGCCAUUUUCUAUGCGGUACAAAGGACUGCGGAAGAGUUGCAGUCCCUCCCUCGCUGGGUCCGUAGCUCAGUCAUGAGUCACUUCCCCACCCUUGCCCUAAUAUGGCACAGAGACAAGGAUUGUUUCUCCAGCCGGAGACUGAGAUGGUGGCUGUCUGUAUAAAUACAGUAGCAGCACCAUUAGGAAGCAAAGAACUACAGCCGUAAACACAGAACUGCAGAGGACUGACGACUAGCUGAGCGACUACACUGGUGAUCGUCUGCAUCCAUGGCCGACAAAGAGCAAAUCAAACAGACCGCAGCCAAGGUGCUGGGCUGCGUGGAGAAGAUCUCCUCCUUUGCCUCAUCCAUAGACCCUGUGUUUGGCAUUGUCACUUCCCUGAUCGGUGUGGUGCGGAAGGGUCUGGUGAAGGAUGAGGCGAACGAGCUGGACAAGGACUUCCAACAACUCCAUGACAAGCUGGAAAGCAUCUCGCAGAAGAACAAGCAGACCCUACAGCAGAUCCGUAUCGACGAGGUCAAUGAGACAUUCGGCAAGUAUGAGGAGUUAAUCAAGCACCAGUACAGCGCCCUUAACACCAUGGUGGCGCGCGUCAAGGCAGACCCAGACAACACCAGCCGCUACAUGAAGGACUUUGAGAAGACCUACGAGAGGGACAAGAGCGACAUGAGCUUGGAUGUGUACUAUCGUGGUGUCAUGGGAACGUGUUCAUUGUUCGGGAGGCCACUUUUAAAGGUGUACCUGGAGCACUACAACAGGAACAGGAGGAUGAUGGAGGCCAGGUGCUCUCACUUGGCUCACCUUUUCCACAUGGGCCUCAUGACGUUGAUGGCCUACACUGCCAUCAGCGAAGACGAUGAGGAGGAAGUCCAGGUGAAAUGGACCCCGAGGGUCCACGAGAUUCAAAAGAAGAUGCAAGAAGUGCUAGAACAGUGUGACAAGUGUGACUAAUACCAAAUGCACUGAAAUAAUGUUAAAAACAUAGUCAUAUGAUUUUCUGAAGGUUUGUAAUCAAGAAAGCAAUCAAAGAAGCCAAAAUCAGUCACAUGUAUGUGUAAUGAGGAAUGAUCUUUUCCUUAGCCACUUUUCCUGUGGUUGUGGUUUUUCCUGUGCAGUUGCAUUCUGUUUCUAUAGCACUUAAAAAUCCCCCAAUCUUCUUUUUUGUAUGCAAAAUAUUAAGAAUGAUUUAAAAAUACUUAAAAUAUUUUAUUGUGGAUGAAUGUAUGGGAAAGCUGGAAUCUGCAUCAUUGCAUAUUUGUGUUAUAUAGUUGAGGUUAAUUUUACAAUUCUUUGCAACUGUGGACCAUGAUAUUUGACUUGUUUGCACAAAAAUAAAUGCCUUUUUCAAGUCAUAUUCA